Messenger RNA from Armigeres subalbatus, 4043 nucleotides. RefSeq lists its product as uncharacterized. The record is from RefSeq and is a predicted model, not a curated record. Gene Ontology annotation, molecular function: histone deacetylase binding. The coding region runs from base 285 to 3446 and encodes 1053 amino acids. Gene Ontology annotation, cellular component: cytoplasm; nucleus. The transcript has 7 exons. NCBI's taxonomy places the organism in Eukaryota, Metazoa, Arthropoda, Insecta, Diptera, Culicidae.
AGAGCUGUCAAGCCUUUUGCAACACCAGCCCACGACUGGUGUGAAAUUCGUUUCCAUUUGCGGUUUAGAGCUUUGUUUUGUGAAAACGCGUGUGAAUUUAUGAGAUUUUAUUCCUGUUUAUUCGAGUUAAAAUAUUAUCCUAGUGCGACAACGCUUCUGAAUUCGAACGGUUAAAAUUCUCCACACUGAAACCGCGUUAUGCCCAGCUAGUAUCGUUCCAGCCAGUUUUGAAUUUUCUUCGCUCUCCCGCUUGAGCCGAAUCGCCUUCGGACCUGCUCGGCGGAAUGGAAAAUCUCAACUGCCCCGCGGUGGAGUUCAGUCGGCCAGACAGUACCGACGAUUCCGGCGAGACCAGUGUCUUUCAGGAGUUUGCGAUCGUGGUUCGCAACUUUCAUCACUUCGAGCAGAUCCCGACGGGGCAGUGGCUGUCGCUGCUGCAGGAGAAGUCGUUCAUCCGUCAGCGGCAAAACCGUAGGGAGGCGGAUCGGUUGCACAACUUGACGGCGCAACUGGCGGAAAAUGACGAGCUGGACAAAGCGAUGAUUCACAUUACGCAAGCUUUGCACCGCUGUCCGGCGGAUGACACGCUGGCCAAGGCGAUCCUGUGUCAGAAGGGAGAGCUGUUGAGGCGGAAGGAACGGAUGCAGGAUGCUAUUCGACAUCUGGAGAUCUGUUUGCGGAUUGAAGGGGAACGGUUCACUCUGGGGACGUAUCUCUGCCUGUUGAGGUGCUACCGAGCAACGGGCAAUGCGAUGAAGGUUCGGUUGACAAAGUCCCGCUGUUCGGCGUUUGUGAAUCGAUGGAACGACGAAUUUAGGCGGUACGAUUCGCAGUUAAAGAGUGAACCAGACCGUCAUAUGGAGGAGAUGAAGAAAGAGUUUGAUCUUCACGCAAAUUAUAUACCGCAGGAAAUCCACAAUGACAAGUGUACCAAGAACGAACCUUCAGUGCAAGAUGAUUACGUCGAGGAGAUCGAUUUCGAACCAUUUAUGGGGUUUACAUCUGAUAAGCUAAUUUGUGGUGCUUCCAAAGCUUGUAGUUUAGAUACAAAUUUUUACAGUGAAAACAAUACCCCCAAACUGGUGGCGAACACGUUCAUCCCGGAAGGGUCCAUCGUACUGGUGGAACGACCGCUGGCAUCCCACUUGGAGUUCUCCAAGGUUCAAUGCUACACCUGUCAUGUCGUCCAGCCGCACCUGAUCCCAUGCUUCCACUGCCAAGGAGUGUUCUACUGUUCCUAUCAGUGCCAAAGGCGCGAUGCCGGAUACCAUCGGUACGAGUGCCGUGGCUAUCAGUUGCUGUUCUUCCCUCUAGUCAACGGUAAUCUGGAGAUUCGGAUGCUCAUCCGAACCCUCAAUACUCUGAAGAGAAUACUGGCUGUGAAAUCGUCCGCGAGCUACAAAGGUCCCAGGUCAGCCGACGAGCUGUUCAAAGUGCUGCUGGAGGGCCGAGAGGCGUUCGCCGAUCUGUUCAAUGCACUGCUCUGCAAGUUGGAGUACAGCAAUUUCCGUCCAGAGGACUUUGACGCACUCAUGAUUAAAACGGAGAAAUUGCUCAGCUACGUCAAGUUCGAUCACAAAAUCAGAUCUCAGUUCUUCGAUCAGUGGAAGCAGUUCGACGACUUUCAAUUCGACAUAUUCAUCGGUGGACUUUUGCUCCACUUCUGUACGCUAACCAUGACAAAGGUCCAUCGACUCUCGUUCGACAUUCCCGCUACGGAGGAUUUCGUGGGACGAAUUGAAGAUUUUGUCACCAUCGGGGACGACAACCGGGAGGAGCCCCUUCGGAAAACUAUUCUAGAAGCGCUUGAACGAUAUGGAAAGGAGAGCACUGGUUUUCCCCGAGCAUCGAUAGACACUGAUUCGUUGCGAAAGGGCAUUUUAAAACAUUUGGACACGUUGAAGCGGGAGAUGGAAAGUAGUCAGCACUCUAGCGACGAAUUAGAGGAAGAUUUUGGCCCUCGACUGUGGACCAGGGCGAAUGUCGUAAAGCUAUGGCAGUCUUGCCUGGAAGGAGCUGGAAUAAAUACUAUUUCGCGCACCGCCUAUCUCAAUCACCAACGCGAACGAGCGGCGGACGUUGUAGACAAAGCCCUGCUCCGUUUCUACGACAGCUACUUUGACUAUUUUGGCGAAAUUCCAACGUGUAGCAAAGGUCGAUCGUUCCCGAACACGCUACGGACUUUUUAUCCAACUGCGAUGAAUUUCAAGCACUCCUGCGGACCGAAUCUUUUAUUUGCUAUGAUUUCCAACGGUCUGUUUGUGGCCCGCGCUCGUCGCAACAUCAGCGAAGGUGAAGAACUUACUAUCAACCAUGGCCCGCAUUACAAAAACGCCCCCAGGGAAAAGCGCCGUGAAUAUCUGAGUAAGAUCUACGUCAACUGUGAUUGUCUUGAGUGUGGUCAGAUCGAGGAUCAUUGGACCCGCUACCAACGAGUCAAAUGUGAGGAAUGUCUCUUCAACGGAGAUGCACCGCACACCUGUCCCCAGUGUUUCCAGGUCAAGGAACAAACCCCUGAAAUGGAACUGCUCAUCCAACAGCUGCAAGGUAUCGAGUCCAACCUGUCGCGAAACCACCUGCCGCAGUUGAUUCCGCUGUCGAUGCUGGGACGGACGAUCGGAGGGCUGCAGACGGCCACCGCCUCCGGGAAAAGGAAAGUGGAGCUGCUGAUGUUCUUCGAACGCAUUUGGUUGAUGGUGUUUGUCGACGCCACCAACAUCCCGCUGUACAACAACCUCAAAGAACAGUUGUCAUGCUUUGCCGACGAAGUGAUCCGUGACGCCAUCGACGGAGUGUUCGUCCUGCUGAAACGCUGCAAAGCCAUCAUCGACACGCUGUUCCCGGAGAUGAGCGUGCAGGUGGCCAACGAGUACGAGCUGAUUGUGCGCCGAGUCGUCAAGUACAUGCUCCCGGCCAACGUUCAUUUUUACAGGUUUCUCGGGGUGGAUAUGCGCCAGGUGCACCGUACGAUCGAUCUGGCCCGGUCGAUGGUCAAGCAGGCGUUCGUGAUACUGGAAGGGCAUUUCCUCUACGAUGACGACAGCUAUCGGAAGUUGCUGACGGUGGAGUACCGGCUGCGGUCAUUCGAGAGCAACAUUCGAUCGACGGAGGCCAGCGAAGAAAGCGAGCUCUUCCUAACGUUGAUCGGAGCUUUGAACAAUGGAAGCAAUCAGAAGAAAACGGUUCCCUCGAAGCGAUCCACCAGCGAGGCUCAAAAAAAGCAAUCUCAGAUUUCAAAGACGGUAAAUCUGAAUAAUAACGUAGGUGUAGAUGACAGUGGUAAUAGCACAGGAACAAAUACCAGUACUGAUAGUGCGAAAACGGUAGUGGUCAAUGGCCAUGAACGGGCAGCUGAGAGGGUUGCGGUGGACAAGUCGACGAAGUGCAAGGAUUCGGGGGCCAUCCCUAAGCCCAAUCGCACAGCCAAACACCAACGGAAGGUAUGAAUGAGUGCCCCUUCCGCAUUCGUAGGUAUGUUGAAAAGUACUUCUCUAGAAUCGGGUAUAUUUUUUUAGUAUCGUUUGUACAGCUCGAAAGAUGCGAACUCUUUUCGACUCGAAAGUCUGUUCUACUUAGUGUAGGUUGUUUUACGCGGUCGAAUUUUAGCAAACUGUUCAACAGCGAAUCCGAGUUUUAUGUCUGCCAAGGUAGUGGCGCGUUCUCAAUUUAACCGGUAGGUAACCAAAUAGCAAUUAAAUAUUAGAAAGAGAUAACCGUGCAACAAUAUCGAAAUAACGGAGAGGUAAUCUGCGAAACCCACUCAAACACGCGACAUUCGUUAUGGAAGUGAGGUUAAUUUUUUAAAUGCUUUCAAUGGUUAGACUGUUAACAGAAAAGAAAGAUCGAAUAAGCACUUAAAUGGUAAGCUAAAUGUACGAGAGAAAUUGAGAAGCUUGUAUGUUUCUCUAAUCUUUUAUUUUGGCAAUUAUUGAUGAAGGGACACUUAAUACAGCCAUACAUUGAACCAACGAAGUAUUUAGUAAGUUAAUAAUAAAAUGACAAACUGCAUUCGUUUCCUUAUUGCACUUGCAUAACAAUCAUCA